CUCUGCCAUUCACUCCAUCUACAGCUCUGUUGACUUGAGGAAGUCUUCUUUGCCUGACAAUGUCAACCACCGCUGAAUCUGUGACGAUGACCCCCCUGCUUUUUUCCAUGGAACUUUUGUUUGGGGUUUUCCAAAAUUAUGCUGAAAGGGAUGGAGAUGCAGAGACCCUUUCCAAGAGUGAACUCAAGGAAUUGCUGCAGGCGGAGCUGCCAGGAUUUCUUGAGGUAAAGUCACACUUGGAUUAAUAACUGUAUUAGCUGAGCCAUUUGAAUAGGUUUUACACUAACAGCUAUAUUAUACCUCAACUUCUAUAUACAUUAUAUAUGCUAAGAUUAGUAAAUGUUCUGAUGAUGUAGAAAAAAAAUCUGUGUUCUCAAAUGACCAUUGUUCAAGUAAAAAAUGAAGAUUUUUUUGUUUUGUUUCAGAAAUGUACAAGUAAAGAACAAAACAUCCAAGAGACAGCGAAACAGCUGAUUUUGGAUCUGGAUCAAGACGGAGACGGGAAGAUGAACUUCUCCGAAUUUGUCAUUUUUAUUUCUGCUUUUAUUUUAACAAUCCAUGGACUUGAUCCAAGACCCUGUCAGAAAACCAAGUGAUCAAGAUAUUAAUGAAACC
Molecule: messenger RNA, 615 nt
Organism: Xyrichtys novacula (pearly razorfish)
Lineage: Eukaryota; Metazoa; Chordata; Actinopteri; Labriformes; Labridae
Source: the annotation of a GenBank genome assembly